AUGGGGGCCAUCAAACUCAACAGCAAGAACCUUCCCCAGAUCGUGUCCGCAUCCGAUGCGCCGAUCGAAUACCCUACCUUCCCGCGUGGUGAUGCUGUCAAGGAGGGAAUUGUCCAUGUUGGCGUCGGUGGUUUUCACCGCGCUCACCUGGCGGUUUACAUGAACCAACUGAUGCAGCACCACGGUGUUACCGACUACGCAAUUUGCGGUGUUGGUCUGCAGCCAUGGGAUGUUGGUAUGCGGGACGCCCUGGGCUCCCAAGACCACCUCUACACCAUUGUUGAGCGCUCUGCCACCAAGAGUGUUGCCAAGAUCAUGGGCAGCAUCAACUCUUUCCUCUGGGCUCACGACGACCGUGAAGCCGUGAUCGCGAAGAUGGCACACCCGGAUACCCACAUCGUCUCCCUUACCGUCACCGAAAGCGGCUACUACUACAACGAAAACUCCCACGAACUCCAGACCGAAGACCCCGACAUUCAGCACGAUCUGAACCCUGACAAUGCCCCGAAGACCACUUUCGGAUUCCUUUUUCACGCCAUGGCUCGCCGCCGCGCACAGGGAUUGAACCCAUUUACUGUUAUGUCCUGUGAUAACAUGCAAGGAAAUGGAUCUAUCACCCGCCACAUGCUUGUCUCCUUCGCUCGUCUCCGUGACCCCGAGCUUGCGGAGUGGAUCAACACCAAUGCUCAUUUCCCUAAUGCUAUGGUCGACCGCAUUACUCCUCAAACAUCCGCUGCCGACAAGGUGUCUCUCGCUGAGGACUUUGGCAUCGAAGACUCAUGGCCUAUCGUUACUGAGCCCUUCAUGCAGUGGGUUGUUGAGGACCACUUCUCUGACGGCCGCCCGCCUUUUGAGAAGGUGGGAGUUCAGAUUGUCAAGAAUGUGCAGCAGGUUGCUGAAUUCGAGAAGCACAAGCUUCGUCUGUUGAAUGGUAGCCAUGCUAUCAUUGCCUAUGGUGGACAAUUGGCUGGCUACAAGUUUGUUCACGAGGUCAUGGAGAACCCACUGUUCAGACAGUUCAUUUGGCAAAUGAUGCAGGAGGAGACCAAGCGCACUCUCCCUGACAUUGAGGGUCACGAUGUCGACAAGUACUGCGAGACACUGAUCGAGCGUUUCUCCAACCCCCCGAUCAGGGAUCAGCUGCCUCGCAUUGCUGGUGGUGGUACCGGCAAGAUCCCCCAGUUCAUCAUGCCCACCAUUGCUGAAGCCAUCUGGGUGACCGGACCCUUCCGUCGUCUCUGUUUUACAGCUGCCGCCUACUUCCACUACAUCAAGGGUGUUGAUGACAACGGCAACAAGUUCGAGGUUCAAGACCCCAUGCUUGAGGAGAUUCACGCCGCCGCUUUUGCUGGUGGCACCGACCCCAUGCCACUGCUCAGCAUUAAGUCUCUGUUCGGUGACGACCUGCGUGGUGACAAGCGCUUUGUGGAGACCGUCACUAUCGCCUUGGAAGACAUCGCCCGGGACGGUGUCGUCAAGAGUCUUCCCAAGUACAUCAACUAA
Penicillium argentinense is the source of this 1503-nucleotide messenger RNA. Its product is annotated as mannitol dehydrogenase family protein. The coding region runs from base 1 to 1503 and encodes 500 amino acids. The transcript has a single exon. Lineage: Eukaryota; Fungi; Ascomycota; Eurotiomycetes; Eurotiales; Aspergillaceae. The record is from RefSeq and is a predicted model, not a curated record. Gene Ontology annotation, molecular function: mannitol dehydrogenase activity.